AGUUGUUUAUGUAAUUGUGAACAGCUGUGCGAGAAGCAUACUGGAAUCAUGUUAAAUCUAACUCUACGACGAUUCGCUGGAGCUUUCUCCCAAAACCUGACUCAACUGGCCCCCACGAUCAGCAGCUUGGGACAGACCCUCUCCAAAGCCACCAUGUCACAGGAGGCGGGUCAGUAUCCGCCCAUCGAGUUCGCCAUGCGAAAGGCAUUAACCACGGAGCUGAAGCCGGUAUUCCUGGAGGUUAUCAACGAAUCGCCCCAGCACAACGUGCCCAAGCAUUCGGAGUCCCACUUCCGAGUCUUCAUCGUCUCAGAAAAGUUCAACGAUCUGACCCUUAUCAAGCGCCACCGACUUGUGAAUGAUACGGUGAAGAAUGCCCUGAAGGCAGCCGGUUUCGAGUUCAUGCACGCUCUGUCCAUCGAGGCCAAGACGCCCAAGCAAUGGGAGCCGGAACAGGAGCCGGAGAAGAGUCCGCCGUGCAUGGGAGGCCACGGCAAGUAAACCCAGAGGAAUGAGAACCCAAUUCUAUGUACAAAGGACCUACUUUACUACUCACAAAACCAGCUUAAGCAAAUACAACAGAAUCACUAAUGGAAAA
This is a messenger RNA of Drosophila subpulchrella, 598 nucleotides long. Its product is annotated as bolA-like protein DDB_G0274169. The transcript has 2 exons. The coding region runs from base 49 to 501 and encodes 150 amino acids. Lineage: Eukaryota; Metazoa; Arthropoda; Insecta; Diptera; Drosophilidae. The record is from RefSeq and is a predicted model, not a curated record. Gene Ontology annotation, cellular component: mitochondrion.